Messenger RNA from Aspergillus wentii DTO 134E9, 505 nucleotides. RefSeq lists its product as uncharacterized. The transcript is spliced from 2 exons. NCBI's taxonomy places the organism in Eukaryota, Fungi, Ascomycota, Eurotiomycetes, Eurotiales, Aspergillaceae. The coding region runs from base 116 to 403 and encodes 95 amino acids. The record is from RefSeq and is a predicted model, not a curated record.
UCAACAGAGACCAUCCACAAAGCCAUUGUCCAAUUUCGAUAUUUUCCGGCAUUGCCAAGCUUUUGUAUAUGCUUGGAAAUGACUCACGCUCACUGAUUCCCUUGGGACCUGUACCAUGGAAUAUACAUUAUUUUUGCACUUAUGUAUGGCGAUCAUUUUGUUGAGAUUAUUCGUUCGACUAAAAGGACUUUCGAACCAGCGCUGCCAUUUAAGCAUGGUUGACAAAUCCUUGCAGCAAUUCAUAUACUGCAGGCAGGAGGUUGAUACACGAGAUUUUCUAUCCUCUAUCAAUCAACCCCACAGCACCGACGACCCAAGGCCCAAGCGAACAUGCCCCAACACCCAGGGUUUUGGGAAUAUAAUGAGAUGCUUGGGUCCUUGGCUCUCAUUGUGGCGCGGGUGAUACCAUUGAGCGCCAUCACCCAGUCUUUGAAUGAGCAACGCCCCGUCCAGAACUGGACAAUAAUAAGGAGCCAGAGGAAAUGGUCUGUGAUUAAUGGAACUG